Molecule: messenger RNA, 426 nt
Organism: Fraxinus pennsylvanica
Lineage: Eukaryota; Viridiplantae; Streptophyta; Magnoliopsida; Lamiales; Oleaceae
Source: the annotation of a GenBank genome assembly
AUGCCCAAGCCAUGCUCUUUCAUUAUCUCCGAACCCAAAAACUCGUCCCUGGUUUGUUACCACCACAGUAUGGUACAAUCCUGUGCUAAUUUGGGAAAUGUGGUAGGGUCUCAAGCUAUCAAGGACUCGAGGUUUUACUAUUUUAUCAGAUACUCCCCUGUCUCGAAAUCCAAGGCUACCAAAACCCAAGCCUCCAUUUCACGCACUUCGCAGCCUCCGCCUCCACCUCUGCUCUCAUCCGCCUCCACCUAUGCUCUCCUCCACUACGAGGCGGCGUUGUGCCGGGAUUUUGAUCAGAAAGUGAACGCCGCCAACAAGCUCGCAAGCACCAGAGGGUUCUUCUCACUAACUCCACCAAUUAGAUGCCCAAGUGCGUGCAACAUCUGUCAGCUCUGCUCGACUGCUCCGCCUCCACAGCUCCACUGA